Messenger RNA from Chanos chanos (milkfish), 1304 nucleotides. RefSeq names its product F-box protein 48 (gene fbxo48). The transcript is spliced from 2 exons. Gene Ontology annotation, cellular component: SCF ubiquitin ligase complex; cytoplasm. NCBI's taxonomy places the organism in Eukaryota, Metazoa, Chordata, Actinopteri, Gonorynchiformes, Chanidae. Bases 192 to 659 code for a protein of 155 amino acids. Gene Ontology annotation, biological process: SCF-dependent proteasomal ubiquitin-dependent protein catabolic process. The record is from RefSeq and is a predicted model, not a curated record. Gene Ontology annotation, molecular function: protein binding.
AUUUGAUCGUUACUAGAUAAAUUACCAGAGACGGGAGUUUGCUCUGUAUUGAAGGUUCACUCAUACCACGGCUGUAUUCAGUUCUAUCUUGCAUAUGCGGCCUUAACUAUUUAUGCCUCGCAUUAUUGCCUAAAUUUAGUCUCAUUUUAUGAAGGCCCCCUGCUGACCUGAAGCAGCAGGGUCACAGAGCUAUGCAGUAUGACUGGAAAAGAGACACCUGCACUUGUCAGAUCUACCAGGGAAGACCUUCCCUGUCCCUGAUUUUUGCUGACGACGCUUCCAAGCAAAACUUUGCCGAGGCACUGCCCACAGAAAUGAGUUUAAAAAUCUUCAGCGAGCUGGAUGUCAGAAGCCUGUGCAGCGCGUCGCUGACGUGUAAACAGUGGAAUGACAUCAUUGAGAAGAGUGACCACUUGUGGAGGAGCCACUGCCAGUCUAUGAUGGCAGUGUGUCACAGAGAGGUCAACGGGGACAGACAAAACGGGUACUCAUGGAAGGUCACACUAGUGCGUAACUACAGGAAGGGCCGCGUGAAGAGGAACUGGCUAAAGGGACGUUACAGCAAUAUCCACGCGGCGGAAGAGCUUCCAGCCAACAGCAUGUGUCCACUGGAUGUAGAGACCUGGGGGGAGAUCCUGGAAGCGGAGCUGGAAAGAUAGCACAAAAAAAGAAAAAAAAAAAAAAGACAGCUGCGAUCAUGUGGAAUGAAUGAAAAUAUACGAGGGUCUUAAAACUGAAUUCAGUCAUGCCCAAAGCACUUGCUGAUAUCGUGUGUCGUGUGGACAAGGACAAUUUUAGUUGAUUUCCAAUGACGGAGUGAUUGUGUAAAUAUUUUAUGUGUUUGUGGUUUCGGAAUUAUGAACGAACUGAUCAAAGUAGAGUGAGGGUCAGGACAUCUGGGAUGAUACUGUGCCUGAACAGUUUUUUUUUUUUAUUCUGAAUUUAACAUUUUUAGAAUGGUUAUUAUCAUUAUUUUUCAAUGAAAAUUGUCUCACACGUCACCUGUUUUAUACUGACAGAAAGUUAUGAUGUGAUUAUCAAUCUAGUAUUGAUUACUAACGCCAAAACUGCCUGAGGGUUGAGGUCCAUACAAAUUUAUUUGCAAUUUCUCUUUAUCGUGUUUUUUUUUUUUUUUUUAAUCCUGCAGGCUUGCAGGAAUAUACCACUUUGCAAAGUAACACCCAUAAGCUAAGACUUUUCUCAUCAUAUUAUUUUAGUUUCUUUUAUAUAAAACAAUGCUGCAAACAUUUCUCUUAAAAUUGUUCAAUCAAUAGAAAAGCAUUAAACAAAAGAUCAUUUGUGCU